Columba livia (rock pigeon) is the source of this 1454-nucleotide messenger RNA. It is a transcript of the gene FAM221A, whose product is annotated as family with sequence similarity 221 member A. NCBI's taxonomy places the organism in Eukaryota, Metazoa, Chordata, Aves, Columbiformes, Columbidae. The transcript is spliced from 7 exons. The record is from RefSeq and is a predicted model, not a curated record. The coding region runs from base 134 to 1282 and encodes 382 amino acids.
AGACUGUUUUCUUCUUGUCUUAAUCUCGGUAGUAUCACACUGUCGAAUUUUGUUUACUAGUUUAUCCUCUACUCUCUACAAAUCCUUUUCCACAGUACUAAGCUUAGGCAGUUAUCCCAAAUUUUGUAUUUGUAUGUCUGAUUUCUCCUUGCUAAGUAAAGCAUUAUUUUCAUUAUCAAAUUUCAACUGUACCGAUGCUAUACGGAUGCGGUACAGACGCGUUACGGAUGCGGUACAGACGCGGAACAGAUGCGGUACCGGCGCGGUACGCGCUGCUGCGCGCCCUCCAGCAGCCGCGGCCGCGCAGCCGCCCCGCCGGCCUCUCCCUGCGGCCGCUGCCUGCGCUCCAGCCGCCCGGAGCGCUGGCGGCCCAACGGCGGCGGGGCCGGGCAUGGAGCGGCUGCGGGCGGAUGCGGCGGCCCUGGACGAGUACGCGGAGUACCGGCGAAUUGUAGGUGAUGAUGAUGGAGGAAAGCUCUUUACCCCUGAGGAAUAUGAGGAGUACAAAAGAAAAGUAUUACCAAUUCGGUUACAGAACAGGUUGUAUGUGAGCUGGAGAUCACCAAGUGGCAUGGACUGCAAGCUUGUGGGACCAGAGACGCUGUGCUUUUGUACUCACCGGUAUAGACAACACAAAACGGACUAUGAAGUGAUUCCUGAAGACCGUCCCAUUUGUGUGCCGUGCAGAGUGAGCCGUUGUCCCUGCCAGUCCUACCACUAUGUCCCUCUCAAUGGCACGCAGCCCAUCCGCUGUAGGUGCAAACACUUCGCAGACCAGCACAGCGCAGCACCUGGAUUUUCGUGUAACUCCUGUUCCAAGUGCUCGGGCUUUCAUAGUUGCUUUACCUGUGCCUGUGGUCAGCCAACGUACGCUCAUGAAACAGUGGUGGAAACCAAACAAGAGCGCUUAGCACAGGGGAAGCCGGUGGGGCAGGACGUUCCUUAUGCUGCCAUGGGGGGGCUGACGGGGUUCAGUUCGCUGGCAGAAGGCUACAUGAGGCUUGAUGACAGUGGAAUAGGGGCUCCUUCUGCUGAACUUUUAGAAUCCCCUAUUACCAGCAUGGAUCAUCCAUUUCUAAAAGCAUUUCAGGGACCUUCUAGUUCUGCUCAAACUGUCUCACAGAUAGCAGGGAGCUCUAGUGCCACAGGACAAGUUUCUCAUGGAAAGCAUUCAGAAGAUGAUGACAUGGCUUACUUUGAAAAACGUUAUCAAGAACGGCUGCAAAAGGAGAAGGCUGCUAAACGGAAAGAGAAAAGUCCAGUGCCGUCAAAGAAGCCAUGAGAUUAAUAAAUAUUUAUUACAUGGCACAACGUUAAGUGUUGUAUUUAAGAGUAUUUUUUGCUGUGCCUACCUGCAUACUUGUAUUUCUUAACUUAUUUAUUCUACUGUUUCAGUCUAUUGCUGAAAUUAAUUUUUAAUUAUCUUCUUGUAAUAAAAUUGGUGCUUUAAUCAA